CUACUGGGGCCAAGGUAUGGUGAUGCCAAAAGACUGGAGACAAAAUAUGACACAGAUCAGGGUUUCGGAAGACUUUGGGUCGGGGGGUCAGCGGUUCAGAUGACACCAGGUAGAAGUUUGGAACAAAGCUAGUCUGACAGGUAUGGCUUUAGACCAAACGUUGAGAUCCAAGGGGUAUAAUGGGAAGUCAAAAGUAACUAGGAUAAUUUGGAGUAAGGGAUGUCACCGGAUUACACUAGCAGGAGACGCUGGCAGAGGACACAAGAAGAAACUAGCAAAUAGCACUAGCAGAAGAAACUACCAAAUAGCACUUGAAUGCUCUGGGAUGAUGCUUUUCUGAUGUAUAUCCGUGCUUGAACGCAAUCUCUAUAGGACGUAGAAGUAAU
Messenger RNA from Babjeviella inositovora NRRL Y-12698, 386 nucleotides. RefSeq lists its product as uncharacterized. Lineage: Eukaryota; Fungi; Ascomycota; Pichiomycetes; Serinales. The record is from RefSeq and is a predicted model, not a curated record. The coding region runs from base 143 to 340 and encodes 65 amino acids. The transcript has a single exon.